This is a messenger RNA of Propithecus coquereli (Coquerel's sifaka), 897 nucleotides long. RefSeq names its product UDP-glucuronosyltransferase 1-3-like. The annotation marks the transcript as partial. NCBI's taxonomy places the organism in Eukaryota, Metazoa, Chordata, Mammalia, Primates, Indriidae. The record is from RefSeq and is a predicted model, not a curated record. The transcript has a single exon. Gene Ontology annotation, molecular function: UDP-glycosyltransferase activity.
UGAAUAUAAGAGGCACAGCCUGCGGUGGAAAGUUAGUUGCUGUUGGCUUCUGCCGAGAUGGCCACCGGACUCCAGGUUCUUCCAAUGGGGCUUCUGGGGCUGCUGCUCUUCCUGAGUGGUGAGCCCUGGGCUGAGGGUGAGAAGGUGCUGGUGGUACCCAUGGAUGGCAGCCACUGGCUCAGCAUGCGAGAGGUGGUGAGGGAGCUCCAUGCCCGAGGCCACCAAGCUGUGGUCCUCGCACCAGAGGUGAAUAUGCGCAUCAAAGUAGAGGACUUUGUAACCAUGAAAACCUAUGGUUUUCCAUACGCCAAGUACGACUUUGGGCACUUCGUUAAGGAACACAUUCAAAUUUCAUUUGAAAGACAACAUUUUCUGAAGACGAUUUUUGAAACUGUGGCGGUUUUCAAAAGGACAUCUGCAUAUUUUUAUAAGUCUUGUGCAGACCUAAUUCAUAACAAGACCCUGAUCGACCACCUGAAUGCCAGUUCAUUUGAUGUGGUUUUAACAGACCCUGUUUACCCCUGUGGGGCGGUGCUGGCUAAGUACCUGUCUAUUCCCACUGUGUUUUUUUUGCGUUCCAUUGCAUGUCACUUAGACUUUGAGGGCACACAGUGUCCGAACCCUUCCUCGUAUGUUCCUAGGUACCUAACAAGGAAUUCAGACCACAUGACAUUCAUGGAAAGGGUCAAGAACAUGCUCUACCCUCUGGCCUUGUUCUACAUGUGCCAUAUUUCUUUUUCUCGUUAUGCAAGCCUGGCCUCCGAGGUUCUUCAGAGAGAGGUAUCAUUGGUGGAUAUUCUUAGCCAUGCAUCCGUGUGGCUGUUCAGAAAUGACUUUGUGCUGGACUACCCCAGGCCCAUCAUGCCCAACAUGGUCUUCAUUGGGGGCAUCAACUGU